Molecule: messenger RNA, 3901 nt
Organism: Ceratotherium simum simum (southern white rhinoceros)
Lineage: Eukaryota; Metazoa; Chordata; Mammalia; Perissodactyla; Rhinocerotidae
Source: RefSeq, a predicted model, not a curated record
GCGCUUCGGGCGCCCUGCCUCGGGGCUCCUCCGGGGAGUGGCCAGCUGUUGGGUGCGAGUGAGGGGGACGACGCGACUUCCGUUUCCCUCUAGGCUGGGGCCCGGCCGCCGACGGGAGUUGGCGUUUCCAGAUUGGGACUUGGGCCGCCCCUCUUCCAGGACCCUCCCCUCGGGACCGCGAAGGGCGCCGCGGGCGAUCCGGACCGGCUCUCCGGGCGCAGUGGAAAAGGUGGACAAGUCCUCUUUUCAAGAGAAGAUGACUUUUAACAGUUUUGAAGGAUCUAAAACUUGUGUACCUGCAGACAUCGAUAAGGAUGAAGAAUUUGUAGAAGAGUUUAAUAGAUUAAAAACUUUUGCUAAUUUUCCAAGUAGUAGUCCUGUUUCAGCUUCAACACUAGCACGAGCUGGUUUUCUCUAUACUGGUGAAGGGGACACCGUGCGGUGCUUUAGUUGUCAUGCAGCAGUAGAUAGAUGGCAGUAUGGAGACUCAGCAGUUGGAAGACACAGAAAAGUAUCCCCAAAUUGCAGAUUUAUCAAUGGCUUUUAUUUUGAAACUAAUGCUGCGCAACCUACAAAUUCUAGUGUCCAAAAUGGUCAAUACAAAGCUGAAAACUAUCUGGGAAACAGAAAUCAUUUUGUUUUAGGCAGGCCAUCUGAGACUCAUGCAGACUAUCUUUUGAGAACUGGACAGGUUGUAGAUAUAUCAGAUAACAUAUACCCGAGGAACCCUGCUAUGUCUAGUGAAGAAGCUAGAUUAAAGUCCUUUCAGAACUGGCCAAACUAUGCCCACUUAACCCCAGAAGAGUUAGCUCGUGCUGGACUCUACUACACAGGUAUUGAUGAUCAAGUGCAGUGCUUUUGUUGUGGUGGAAAACUGAAAAAUUGGGAACCUUGUGAUCGUGCAUGGUCAGAACACAGGCGACACUUUCCUAAUUGCUUCUUUGUUUUGGGCCGGAAUGUUAAUAUUCGAAGUGAAUCUGAUGUCGUGAGUUCUGAUAGGAAUUUCUCAAAUUCAACAAAUCCUCCAAGAAAUCCAGCCAUGGCAGAUUAUAAAGCACGGAUCAUUACUUUUGGGACGUGGAAAUACUCAGUUAACAAGGAGCAGCUUGCAAGAGCUGGAUUUUAUGCUUUAGGUGAGGGUGAUAAAGUAAAGUGCUUUCACUGUGGAGGAGGGCUAACUGAUUGGAAGCCCAGUGAAGACCCUUGGGAACAACAUGCUAAGUGGUAUCCAGGGUGUAAAUAUCUAUUAGAAGAGAAGGGAGAGGAAUAUGUAAGUGAUAUUCACUUAACCCAUCCACCUGAGGAGUCUGCGGUAAGAACUGCUGAAAAAACAACAUCACUAACUAAAAUAAUUGAUGACACCAUCUUCCAGAAUUCUAUGGUACAAGAAGCUAUACAAAUGGGAUUCAGUUUCGGGGACAUUAAGAAAAUAAUGGAGGAAAAAAUUCACACAUCUGGGAGCAACUAUAAAUCACUUGAGAUUCUUGUUGCAGAUCUAGUGAAUGCCCAGAAAGACAAUACACAAGAUGAAUCAAGUCAGACUUCAUUGCAGAGAGAGAUUAGUACUGAAGAGCAGCUAAGGCUCCUGCAGGAGGAGAAGAUUUGCAAGAUCUGCAUGGAUGAAAAUAUUGCUGUAGUUUUUGUUCCUUGUGGACAUCUGGUCACUUGUAAACAAUGUGCUGAAGCAGUUGACAAAUGUCCCAUGUGUUACACAGUCAUUACUUUGAAGCAAAACAUUUUUAUGUCUUAAUCUAACUCUACAGUAGGCGUGUUAUGUUCUUAUUACCCUGAUUGAAUGUGUGAUGUGAACUGACUUUAAGUAAUCAGCAUUGAAUUCGAUUAGCAUUUGCUACCAGGUAGAAAAAAGUGUAAACUGCAAUGUUAUAGUUGGCAAUCUAAAAUUUGAAUUUCUGGAUUUUUCAGGAUAUUAGCUGUAUUAUCUAUUUUUUUUUUACUGUUAUUUAAUUGAAACCUUAGACUAAGAAGCAUCAUAUUGUAACUGAUCACACUAUGUAUUUGUUGUAAACUGACUUAGUUUCUAUGUGUAAGAGAAUUAAUCAGCUGAAUUUUUCAUUCUUUUCAGAUAGGCUUAACAAAUGGAGCAUUCUGUUUAAAUGUGGAGAUUAGAGUUAAUCUCCCCAAUCACAAUUUGUUUUGUGUGAAAAAGGAAUGAACUGUUCCACACUGGUGAAAAGAUAGAGAUUAUUUUCAGAUGUUUGUCUUUGUGUUUUAGAAUUCUGUCCAUUUUCUUUUAAAAUUUUACACAUGUACUGGGUAGCUGAUUUAAAAAAUGAUUUUGCUAUUGUUAAAAGGGUAUUUAAUAAUAGAAUACCAUCUAGCCUACAUGUACUAACAUAGAAAGAUGUCAAAGCUAUAUUAAGUGUAAAAUGCAAGUGGCAAAACACUAUGUAUACGAUGAGCCAAAUGAAGGUGUGUGUGUUUUGUAUAUGUAUAGGACAAAAGAUUUGGAAAGAUAUGCACCAAACUGUUCAAUGUGGUUUCUCUUGAGGGGGUGGGGGGAUGGGUCCCAGAGGGGGUUUACAGGGGCCUUUCACUUUCUACUUUUUUCAUUUUGUUCUGUUUGAAUUUUUAAGUAUGUAUUACUUUUGUAAUCAGAAUUUUUAGAAAGUAUUUUACUGAUUUAAAGGCUUAGGCAUGUUCAAACGCCUGCAAAACUACUUAUUGCUCAGCUUUAGUUUUUCUAAUCCAAGAAUGCAGGGCAGUUAACCUUUUUGGUGCCAAUGUGAAAUUUAAAUGUUUAUGUUUUUCCUGCUUUGUGGAUGAAAAAUAUUUCUGAGUGGUAGUUUUCUGACAGGUAGACCAUGUCUUCUUCUCUUGUUUCAAAAUAAAUAUUCCUGAUUUUGUAAAAUGAAAUAUAAAAUAUGUCUCAGAUCUUCCAAUUAAUUAGUAAGGAUUCAUCCUUAAUCCUUGCUAGUUUAAGCCUGCCUAAGUCACUUUACUAAAAGAUCUUUGUUAACCCAGUAUUUUAAACAUCUGUCAGCUUAUGUAGGUAAAAGUAGAAGCAUGUUUGUACACUGCUCGUAGUUCUAGUGACAGCUUUCCAUGUUGAGCUUCUCAUGUCGUCUUGUAUCUUAAAGUUUCAUGUGAGUUUUUACCGUUAGGAUGAUAAGAUGUAUAUAGGACAAAAUGUCAAGUCUUUCCUCUGCCUAAAUUUUUUUUGUUUUCUUGACUAGUAAUAGUAAUAGAUACUUCUGAAAUAAAUGUUCUCUCAAGAUCCUUAAAAACCUCUUGGAAUUUAUAAAAUAUUGCCAAGAAAGGAAGAGUAGUUGUUUGAAUAUUGAAAAGAAAAGAAAAGAAAACUUGAGUAAGAAUCAAUAUAGAUAAAAAAUCUAAGUUUAAAAAUGCUUCAUAGAACAUCCAGGCUUUACAUUACAAGAUUCUCACACAACCCGUUGUAGAGGUGAGUGAGACAUUUUACUGCAGAGAAAAGUUUAAGAGUGAAACUGUUAAAAAUUAUAUUUUCAUUGUAUUUUCUAAGAGAAAGAGUAUUGUCAUGUUCUCCUAGCCUCUGUUGAUUACUACUUUAAGUGAUAUUCAUUUAAAGCAUUGCAAAUUUAAAUGAGAAUUUUUUUAAUUACAUAAUGACUGCCCCGUUUUUGUUUUACUAUAUAAAUCCUCAGCUCUUUACCUUUGCGCUGUGUUCCACUUAGAUUUAGUUAUAUGUUCAUUAAGUUAAAUUUUACAUGUUUAGUCUAAGCUUUGAAUUUAAAUUACAAGGGGAGAAAAGUGUUAAAAGUUUUUAAAAUGUGUUUUCCAGGACACGUCAGUUCCAAAUCAGGUAGUUCUCAGUCUAGUUGUUGGCCAAGGACUGAAUUGUUUUAACAUAAGGCUUUUCCUGUUCUGGGAGCCUCAGUUCACUAAAACUCAUCUUUUAAAACUU